Messenger RNA from Thyridium curvatum, 789 nucleotides. RefSeq lists its product as uncharacterized. Gene Ontology annotation, biological process: ubiquinone biosynthetic process. NCBI's taxonomy places the organism in Eukaryota, Fungi, Ascomycota, Sordariomycetes, Thyridiales, Thyridiaceae. Gene Ontology annotation, cellular component: mitochondrial inner membrane. The transcript is spliced from 2 exons. The coding region runs from base 1 to 789 and encodes 262 amino acids. The record is from RefSeq and is a predicted model, not a curated record. Gene Ontology annotation, molecular function: 3-demethoxyubiquinol 3-hydroxylase activity.
AUGCGCCCUCCCACCUCUCUCCUCCGCCGCGCAUCCCGGGCCCCUGUCGCCGCGAAUCCUCUCCGAUGCCAAUGCCUCUCUACCACCUCCCAAGCCCGCGCAACGGCAGCAGCAGCCAAUGGGUCCCCAGACAGUAGUAGUAGCAGCAGCAACGCCGCCGGCAAGAUCCCCAAGCGCAAGCCGCUCACCCAGGCCCAGAAAGACUACCUCUCCUCCGCCGUACGCAAAACAUCCCUCCUUUCUUCUUCUCCUUCUUCUCCUGCUGUUCCGACGGGCGAGCUCGCAGCCACCCUCAUCUACGCAGGCCAGAUGCCCCCGAUCCUGCGCUCCCACCCGCACCUCCGGCCCCUGAUGCAGCACAUGUACGACCAAGAGGCCGGCCACCUCUCGACCUUCAACGCCCUGAUCGCCAAGCACCGCGUCCGCCCGACGGCCCUGUACCCGCUGUGGUCCGCCCUCGCCUCGGGGCUGGGCUGGUCCACCGCCGUCAUGGGCCGCGAGGCCGCCAUGGCCUGCACCGAGGCCGUCGAGACCGAGAUCGGCACGCACUACAACGAGCAGAUCCGGACCCUGCUCGAGAUGGUCGGCGAGUGGGAGGCCCAGGGCUACGACGUCGGCCCCGAGUUCACGGACCUCAUCGGCACGCUGCGGAGGAUACGCGACGAGGAGCUCGAGCACCUCGACCACGCCGUCGAGCACGACGCCAAGAAGGCCGAGCCGCACUGGCUGCUGACAGGCGUGAUCCGGGCUGGCUGCCGGGGCGCCAUCUGGGUUAGCGAGCGAUAUUGA